AUGUCGAUUAAUUCAACAAAUUGGACAGAAGCAUUGCAAAAGUUAGAUUAUCCACCAGAUCAUGAAUUAUAUGACAUUCUAAACAAGAAAAUUGAGUUCCCUUACAAGAUCUUUAUAGGGGAAAAUUCAGGUACAGUAAAAUACAAAUCGGGUUCCCCCAAUAGUGCUAAAAUCAAUGGUGACUUAAUUAGACAAGAAUUAGAAAGUAGAUUCAUUAAACUAGGAGAUUCAAUAUUUUUUUAUCAUUUCACUACCGGAAACUGGUUAGAAUAUGAUACUAAAUUCGUUGAGAGAUUCAUACCUUAUAUAAUUGAGCAAAUUAAAGAAGAAGAAACAAGAGAUACAAAAUCAAAUGAAGAAGAAGAAGGUCAAUGGUUUAUUGUACAUGAUAAAUCUCCAAAACCUGUUUCAGAAGAAUCUGGUACUCAAAGAUUUUCAGAUGAAUGGGUCAUUAAACACAUGGAGAAUUGUAUUCAUUCUAAAAGAACUGGAAAAUUGCUUCAUGAAGAUAUUUAUCAAAGAUGUGCAUAA
Messenger RNA from Lodderomyces jiufengensis, 531 nucleotides. RefSeq lists its product as uncharacterized. The transcript has a single exon. Lineage: Eukaryota; Fungi; Ascomycota; Pichiomycetes; Serinales; Debaryomycetaceae. The record is from RefSeq and is a predicted model, not a curated record. Bases 1 to 531 code for a protein of 176 amino acids.